CAGAGGUUAACACAAGAGAUUGGCUCGCCAUGAAACGGAAAGAGUGGUUAAGAAAGAGGCAAGACUGUUAACAGUUCCAGAGCUCGUGGGCUCCUAGGGGCAGUAGUUGCCUCAUUGCAGGGUCCAGGAGACACGGGACUGCGUGCACGAGAGGAGACGGGAGCCUCUGAGAGGCCAGAACACUAUGGAGAGUGAUCAGAGGGUGCCCCGAAAGGGCCGGAAGCUAGGCUCCAGCCGCCGGCGGCAGUUGCGAGAAACAGCUGAUGGCGAGGAUGUCCCUGUGGCCCCAGAGCCAGGCUCCUGGUCCUCCCAGGCAGCAGCAGAGCUACAGGGCUUCUUCCAGGACUGUGGUGCCAAGGAGAGGGGCUUUGUCACUCGAGAGGACCUGGCGGUGGCCAAGUUCAGCUUCCUGGGCAGUGAGGAGGAACUGGAGAUGAUCUUUGACUGGGUGGAUAUGGAACGGAAGGGACGUCUCUCCCUUGAAGAAUUCAGCUCUGGGCUCAAGAACAUCUUUGGCUCCAGCUUGAGCACCCACAGGCUACAUAGACAGAGGCCACUGCCUUCCAAGCGAGAAUCUGUAGCCACCAGCUUCCCAGUGCUGGAGGAGGCCGAUGCUGCAGAGAAGGAGGCAUUCUCUGCUUUCAUGGAGCAGCUGGGGGCCAGCCACUUACUUCCUGAGCAGGCGGAAAUCUGGCAGCUGUGGAGGAAGCUGCGGCAGGAGGAGCCCCAGCUGGCGGGCAACCUGGAGGGCUUUCUAGCCAAGAUGACUGGCCGCCUGCAGGAGGCACGGGCUGACAAGGAGGUUCUGGAACUGACCCUGAGGAAGCGGGACUCUGACCACCAUCGCGAGGUUCAGCAACUCUACGAGGAAAUGGAGCAGCAGAUCCAGUGGGAGAAGCAGCAGCUGCAGGCUGAGAGUGACUCCCGGGGCCUGGCCCUCAGCUCCCAGAUGCAGGAGGUACUGGAGGCCAAAGAACGUGAGGUGCAGCGGCUGACUGAGGGCCAGAAGGAGCUGGAGGCCCAGCUCCACCGCCUCAGCAGCACACACCAGGAGGCCAGCUCGGAGAACCAGCAGCUUCGGGAGGCCGAGCGUGACCUGGCUGGGCGGCUGGAGGAGGUGCGGGGAAAGCUGCAGGUGACCAGGGGGCACCUGAAUGCUGCCAGGGGCCGUGUGUCCUGGCAGAUGGAGGAGGAACCGAGUAUCCCCAGAGCAGGUGAGGAGAAGGCUCCAGACCCUCAGGCAGUCUCCUCUGAGGAGGCUCCCCUGCCGGGACUGUUUGGGGACAACGAUGACUGGGACCAGCUCCUGAGCAGCAUCAGCAGCACCCCCCACAGAGCCCUGCAGAUCUCCUGGAGCCCACCCCCAACCCCGAGAGCCCCCUCAGGCCCCCAGACACCCCGAGUGGUCAGGCAGAUCUCUAUAUCGGAGCCACGUGCUUUUCUGUUUGGUCAGGAGCCACCUUCAGAUCCAGAUGGGGCUCCAAGGAGCCCCCCUGGAGUGACUUCCCAGACCAAGGAAGAGAAAGCAGUGGAUCCAGAUGGGCAGGACAUCAGCCCAGGGCAGUCCAAUGAACUCCCCAGCCUGGAACCCAAGGAGGAGUCAGGGCCUGGGCCUCGGGUCCACUUCCAUUGGGGUCUCCCAGGAGCCCCAACUGGGGAGUCAGGGAGUCUGGUGGCAACUGAGCUUAAAGUGCUUAUUCCUUUGGAGGAUAGGCCCCCUCAUCCUGUGACCUCUCCCCCUCCCCAGGCCCCAGCUGGGCCCAGAGAACAGUUCCAGGCCUUAUACCCAGGCGAUGAGGGUCCUGAGCUUGGGCCUGUCCCAGCCAAGCUGCCCAGGCAAAGAGAGGCCCUACAUCAGGACCCACAUGCCACUGGCUCUGAGCCAGGACAUGGGUCCCCAGAAGCUGGAGCCCUCAUAGCAGGGCUGGCUGAGCCCUCCCAGGGUCUGGAGCCUGUAGGUCAGACUCCCACAGAGAGAUUGGAGCAGAGCAAGCCAGGCCCAGAUGUGCAGGAGAGCCAUCCUGGGGGGCUACAAGGAGCUCAUGGCCAGAUCCUUGGGCCAGAAGGGCUGCCUGCCCUCGCCCACCAGGGUCUGGAAGAGGAGUCCAGGGUGGAGGAAAGUAAAGGAGUGGACCGAGGAGGGCAGGAUCUCAGUUCAGAGCUAUCCAUUGAGGCUCUUGGCUUGAAAACUGGGCAUUCAGAACUCCCCCAGCAAGAUUUCCUGCCUGCUUCCCUCCCACAUGACCCAGCACAGGCUCAGGCCGAAGCAGAAACCCCUGCUCCUGGAAAACCAUCACCUCCAAGGGACUCUCCCCACACUGGGGCUCAGCCUGGGGAUGGAGCAGGGCCCUGGGAGCCUACACAAACCCUCCCAACCAGGGCUGAACUGGAAGCCCAACCCAGGCCCCCACCCACAACUGCUCACGCAGAAGAACAAGGUCCCCCUCAAUCCAGAGACCCGAGGGCAGAGAACUGGCCUAAAGACCCAGGAAUGGACUCCAGGGGUGCUGGGUCAACCCCAUUUCCAGGGGAGCACAUGGCCAGUGAGCCUCCUUCAGCCAACCCUGAUUACGCCUUCCAUGUCAUCUUCCUGGGAGACUCGAACGUGGGCAAAACAUCUUUCCUGCACCUGCUGCAUCAGAACUCAUUUGCUACUCAGCUGACAGCCACCGUAGGAGUGGAUUUUCGGGUCAAAAACCUGAUGGUGGACAACAAGUGCUUUGCGCUGCAGCUCUGGGACACGGCUGGCCAGGAGAGGUACCACAGCAUGACGCGGCAGCUGCUCCGCAAAGCUGAUGGAGUGGUGCUCAUGUACGAUGUCACCUCCCAGGAGAGCUUUGCCCAUGUGCGCUACUGGCUGGACUGUCUCCAGGAUACAGUGUCCGAUGGGGUGGUCAUCCUUCUCCUGGGAAACAAGAUGGACUGUAAGGAGGAGCGGCAAGUGUCCACUGAGGCCGGGCAGCAACUGGCCCAGGAGCUGGGGGUCUCCUUUGGAGAGUGCAGUGCUGCCCUGGGUCACAACAUCCUGGAGCCCGUGGUGAAUCUGGCCCGGUCACUCAAGAUGCAAGAAGACCGACUAAAGGGCUCACUGGUGGAGGUGGCCCCUGAGAAGCCACCAAAGAGAGCUGGUUGCUGCUCAUGACCCCCUGGCCUGUCUGAGGUAGAAUGGCCACUUCCCUGGGUUUCCUGUUCCCACCUGCCUGGACACAGCAGUGACAGAGAUGGCCAGCUUGGAAGUUCAGGAAAAUCCUCCUCAGGUCAGGACUUGGCUCCCAGGCAGGGGCUGUACUAACACUGACCUUUGUACUUCAAAGAAGGACUUUUCUGAGUAAUAAGGCUGGGGAGUGGAGGUGGGGGCAGUUAAAACUCUUUAAAGAAAGGGAAAGUCUAGAAAAAUGACUUAAGGAAAACACACCACAACACUGGCAAAACAUCUCUGGGUGGUAACAUUAUAGGGUAAAUGUAUGGGGGUGGUAUUUUCCUUUUUUUACGUAUUUGUAUUUUCAAAUCUUCUACACUGACUGAGUGUUCCCCAUACAGUCAGAAAUAAGAAUAAAUGUUGAGGGGAGGGAAAGAAACUUAAAAGAGCUUGCUUUGGUGCUGAUUACCAGUUGAUAUAGCCUGUUUAUUAAAGCCGUCCUAUUGUUCCAUGCCUGGCAAAGCUGGUGAAUCUUGUCUCAUUCACUGUAUCUGUUUGCAAGCAUGGGGUUUCUUUUGAGCAGAAUCUGAUUCCUGGGGAAGAGCAAUGUUCUGAUGGCCCCUGCUAUGCCCCAUUUCCCCCAUCUCCCUGAGCCCCGACCACACUCUCCCCAAAAAUCUGCCUGUAAGGGGUCAUAUCUGGGGAUCUCAUCCCCUGCCUCCACGCCACGGUGCCCCUAUGGGAACCUCUGUCUUGAGGUGUCAAUCUCUGGAUGCAGUCGAGGUGCAGCUGGGG
Molecule: messenger RNA, 3934 nt
Organism: Camelus dromedarius (Arabian camel)
Lineage: Eukaryota; Metazoa; Chordata; Mammalia; Artiodactyla; Camelidae
Gene: RAB44
Product: RAB44, member RAS oncogene family
Exons: 14
Coding region: 185-3142 (985 amino acids)
Biological process (GO): vesicle-mediated transport
Molecular function (GO): GTP binding; GTPase activity; calcium ion binding
Source: RefSeq, a predicted model, not a curated record